AGUACGUUUACGAAGAGCAUGCCAGACUCAUACGUUGUGACGGACUCUGGCAAUUUCGUGCCGCGCGAAGUGGCGAGGAUCAUCCAUGAUUUCGAGAAUAAAUGUCAUGCAUCUCUGGACAACUUGGUGGGCACUUGGUGUCGCUCAGCUUGCAAG
Messenger RNA from Perkinsus marinus ATCC 50983, 156 nucleotides. RefSeq lists its product as hypothetical. The transcript has a single exon. The record is from RefSeq and is a predicted model, not a curated record. The annotation marks the transcript as partial. Lineage: Eukaryota; Perkinsozoa; Perkinsida; Perkinsidae.